CCAUUUACAAUAACAAAAACAAAGUGCAAUUUUCAUCGCAAAGAAAAACUAGCAAGAGUUUUUCCAGUUAAUAGAAAAGAAUUAAAAAUACUACAAAUAAAUAAAUUAAAGCAAAUAAUAACAAACUUACAUGUUAAAAAGUGUUUAUACAAAACAAAAAAUGUUAAAUAAGCUGUCCGGAUUGUGUUUUCAAUGAAAUAAACAGAAUAGAAAAAUAAUUGGCGCAAAUAACUGGGGCAGGUCACCCCUAUUUUCUUUUCUAAGGUAUUUUUGCAAUAAUUUAAAACCAAAACAAACUUCUAAUAAAAAUGGCUUUGACGGUGGUUAAAUAUCGUAAAACCGCUUCUGGCGAAACUACAGCAGCAACUCCUGCGAUAUUAAUAAAAAAUAAAUUGCCGUCAGCAUCUUCAGGAACACAAAUUAAACAAGAGUCAACGGAGGAUAAUGCAAAGAAACCCAUAAUAAAAAUUGAAGGUUCUACUGGCUUGGUUAUCAAUAAAAUACCUGCUAUUAUAAAGCCAGCCACUAUGAAACGUGUUGGUGUGGCCACGGGAGAACCCGCCUUUAAAUCUACAAAAUAUUCUUUACAAACUAUAGCCUCCACCGGCACUCCAUUGACCAGUUUUCAAUGGCAACAGACUAUAGGCAGUGCAAAUGCCGCCAAUGCUAAGAAACAACAACAACAGCAACUAGGAGCAGCCAUUAGCUCUCUACCACCCAAUACCAUUAUAAAAGCUACUUCAGCACCAAAUAAUAAUCAAAUCCUACACACCGCUAAUGGCACUUCCUCCCUAUUGUCCAAUUCUCUUAAUACAACCGCCUCCACUAUGCAAGUAAGACCACGUCCCACUAUUUUCAUUAAACGUGAAGUACCUAAACGCACCAUACGUACGGUAACCCUCGAGCUUAUCGAAAAGAAUCCCCAUAUACAUUUGGGUCUACAUAACACCCGUUUACCACUGCUUAAAAAUGUCAUUUGUACCCGGGCCAAUAUUACCCUGAUAGAUUGUUAUUUAACUCUAAAGAAAUUAAAACAGAAUGAAGAUUUCUCUUUGCUGGCGGAAUAUUUUGAAUUGACUGAAGGUGAAGUUCAGCAAAUAUUUGCCAAGACAGUGGUUAAAUUAGCUCGUUAUUUGCGUUUUCUGAUACGUUGGCCUGAUAGUAAGAAAUACUAUGAUCGACAUAAAAAUUUACCUUUUGCCUUUAGGCAAAAUCUUUCUCAUGUCCAGUCGUUGAUUGAGUGUGUGGAAACAGAUAUGCCAACUAGUCCACUGCAGAUAGAUUGUACAAAUUAUAAGUUUAUCUUGAGCAUUAAUACAAAUGGCAUAAUUUCCUAUAUAUCUGAAGCUUUCGUUGGUCACCACGACGAUUUAACCAUUUUUAAAGUGGCAAAUUUUAAAGAUGUCAUACCCAAAUAUUUGUCACUAGUAGCUGAUCCCGGUAAAGCUAUUCGUCGCAAACGUAAACCUAAAUCAACGAAAAAAAGCCAACAAACUGAUUUUCACACCAACAUCAAUAAUGGUGAAACCGACUCAACAACAGAUUCAGCCGAUGAAUCGGCCGAUGAUCUCGUACAGAGUGAUGAUACAGAAGAGGGUCGCUUAAGUAAAUACACCACAUCACGUGUGGCCGGUGAGCUGGCCUCCCAUCAAAGUUUAUCCGUGGUCAAUAGUGAAUUGACAUCGAGGCGUGUGAAAAACUUUACCAUACCCACAAUGCGUGUACGUGAUAACGUAUGUCGUUUGCAAAUACGUCACAUGAUCAAUUGUCUGCAUGAGUUUAAGAUUUUACAGCCGUUGGCCAUACAGGAGCCAUUGUUAUAUCAGUAUCUCAAUGAGAUACUAAUUGUAUGUGCUGCCUUAAUUAAUUUACAAAGAUAGAGCGUUAACAAAUGUCAACCAAAAACACAGGUAAUUGUAGUAAUUUGUUUAUAAAAUAAUUGGGUUUUUGUUUUUACUUAAAAAGAACUUAUUUAAACACUCAUUUUACUCGGUUUAUUUGCGCUUUAAAAACUUUCUUCUAUUUCCUUUAAUUGGACCAUGAUAAUUUUUUUAUUUUAGUGUCUUUUUUUCUUUGUUUUUUUUUUUCUUUGAUCCACAAUUCUCAAUUUUGUAUUAUAAAUUUUUACGGCUUUAAUUUGAUCAUACAUACAUUAUGUAAAAUAUAUCAUUUAGCUGUUUACUUAAGUUGGAAUUUUCUGUGAAAACAUAGUUUAUUCUGAAUUUAGCAAUAAAACAACAAUAAUUGUAAUAUAA
This is a messenger RNA of Lucilia sericata (common green bottle fly), 2255 nucleotides long. RefSeq lists its product as uncharacterized. NCBI's taxonomy places the organism in Eukaryota, Metazoa, Arthropoda, Insecta, Diptera, Calliphoridae. The transcript has 4 exons. The record is from RefSeq and is a predicted model, not a curated record. Bases 309 to 1880 code for a protein of 523 amino acids.